Cimex lectularius (bed bug) is the source of this 2038-nucleotide messenger RNA. RefSeq names its product mitochondrial-processing peptidase subunit alpha. The record is from RefSeq and is a predicted model, not a curated record. NCBI's taxonomy places the organism in Eukaryota, Metazoa, Arthropoda, Insecta, Hemiptera, Cimicidae. Bases 269 to 1861 code for a protein of 530 amino acids. Gene Ontology annotation, cellular component: mitochondrion. Gene Ontology annotation, molecular function: metalloendopeptidase activity; metal ion binding. The transcript is spliced from 12 exons.
AAUCAGCUUUUUUUAUUAAAAAAAAAAGAAAACACCAAAUUCAAUCACAUUUCCUAUUUCUGACGUGACCAAAUGUGGAGCGGGCAGGUCAUUAGUGACUAGUGAUCGUCGUCGAAGGCAAGGAGUAGGGAAGGACAGAACAUGUGACCCUGUGGACAACAAAGCCUUCUCCGAAUAACCUUCAGGUCUCGUAGACUUUUUUCAAAAUCUUUCUUGUUAAUUUGGAUAAAGCUGUAGAUUCGGUUUCGACGGAAAAAGCGGUAUCGCGAUGAACGGAACGGUUGGACGCGUGCGAGAAUUCGGGAGGCGUCUCGCCCUUCCGGAAAGGUUGAACGCAUUUUGGACGCCUAGGAAGUUCUCGUCGGCAGUCGAAAAGCCGCCGGCUGCCAAGUCGUUCGACCAGCCUCCGCUCUCUGAGCCGACAAAGGGCCUCCCGAACGUCAUCUACGCAGGCAGCAGCAACAACGAUUGCAACAAAACCCAAAUCACGACCCUUCCGAACGGGUUGCGCGUCGCCUCUGAAAACAAAUUCGGCCAAUUUUGCACAAUAGGAGUAAUAAUUGAUUCUGGGUCACGGUAUGAAGUUGCUUAUCCGAGUGGAGUCACUCAUUUCCUCGAAAAAUUAGCAUUCAGUUCCACAACUUCAUACGCCGACAAGGAUAAAAUUCUUCAUGAACUCGAAAAACAUGGUGGAAUAUGUGAUUGUCUUGCAUCCAGAGAUACGUUUAUUUAUGCAACAUCAGCUGAUAGAAGGGGUUAUGAUACAGUUGUGAAAAUUCUCGGCGAUGUUAUACUAAGACCUCAAUUAACUAACGCUGAGAUCAAUUUGGCUUCCCAGUAUAUUAAAUUUGAACUUGAAAAUCUAAUGACAAGGCCAGAGCAAGAAGCAUUGCUUACCGAUAUGAUAUAUGCUGCGGCUUACAGAGACAACACCCUUGGUCUACCAAAAAUAUGCCCUGCUGACAACAUCUCAAUGGUUACGAGAAAUGUUAUUCUAACAUUUUUAAAAAGCCAUUAUCAUCCAAAGAGAAUGGUUGUUGCCGGAGUUGGGAUUGAUCACAACCAACUUGUUGAAGCAGUGCAGAAACAUUUUGUUGAAAACGAACCAAUUUGGGGAAAAGGCGAGAGUACAACUAAAGUUGAUGAAUCGUUAGCACAAUACACAGGAGGAAUAGUAAAGGAGGAAUGCAAUAUUCCUCUUCAUAUGGGUCCAUCGGGUCUGCCAGAAUUGGCUCACAUCAUGAUCGGUUUGGAAGCUUGCGGCCACCAGGACCCUGACUUCAUUCCCAUGUGCGUAUUGAACAUGAUGAUGGGAGGUGGGGGAAGUUUCAGCGCAGGAGGUCCAGGAAAAGGCAUGUACACCAGAUUGUACACAAACGUCCUCAAUAGGUAUCAUUGGAUGUUUAAUGCAACAGCGUACAAUCAGAGUCAUGCCGACACCGGACUGUUUUACAUUCACGCAAGCUCGCCUCCGAAUCAUGUUAACAGCAUGAUUGAAAUUAUUCUGAAAGAAAUGGCUGCUAUGGCUGGAGAUGUUGAAACAGAAGAGCUAAAUAGGGCUAAAACACAACUACAAUCAAUGAUCCUGAUGAAUUUAGAAGCUAGGCCAGUUAUGUUUGAAGAUAUUGCCAGACAGGUCUUAGCGACAGGAAAAAGGAAGACACCUGAACAAUUUAUUAAAGAAAUUGGCGCAGUUACAAAAGCCGAUAUUGAAAGAAUAGCAGUAAGGAUGUUGAAGUCACAACCUGCAGUUGCUGCCAGAGGUGAUAUUCGAAAACUCCCUUCUCUACAGGAUAUUCAAACUGGCUUAUCAGACAAAGAAUCUUCUCAGAGCAAAAUGAGGUUCUCAAUUCUCCACUGAUUAGUUUUAAAUAUUUAAAAAUAUCUGAUUUGACAAAUAUAAAAUAAUGUUCUAGUUAUGGCCUUUAAUUAUUGUGUACAUAGUGAAAUGUUUUGCUUUUCAAAAAGUCUAUCAAAAAAAUUUUUCAUUUUAUAUUCUACCUGUCAAAAAGUUAAAAUACAAGCUGUUUAAAAAAUG